GCGUCCCAUCUGGAAAUUUUAUGUAUGGGUCCUGUUGCCAAUCGAUGGAUCGUGGUGCAUGGUGUUCGCCAUUUGAGAGGUUCAUCUUGACGCCAUGCCACCAAGAAUACAAUCCCUACAGAGGCUAAGCUCCUUCAGCUUAUGCCUCCGGCCAGCCGCGAAACCAGCGACUCCGAAUUUCCUCCCCAUCGUUCAGACAGCGAAUAUCUCUGCAAAAGAGGCGAAGAGACGACAACGUCUCGACCCUUAUCGAUGGCAGCAAGCCCAGCAGCGUAAGGCUGUUAAUGUGAAGCGGCAAGAGGAGCUCAAGGCAGAACGCGACACGAAAUGGGGCGAUCCCGUCCACGGCAUUCCCACCCCCUUCGUCGAGUCGUUUGACUCGGCCGGCCAGGCUACAUUGUCUACGCCUGAGAAGGACGCAGACGGCAAUCCCAUAACGGAACCUUAUCCCCUACCGACCUCGCCGCAUAUCCUGAACAACCUCCUGACACGCGAGGAGCUCGACAGCGCAAUCCAGCACGCCUACGUUCUGUCCAAGCCCGUGAAGAGCGAAAUCCGCGACCUCGUGGACCCGGAAGCGGAACGGCAGGCGGAGAAGGAGCACGAAGAGAAGCACAAGCGGGCUGUCGAGGCUAUGAACCGGAUCGUCUCCAUGGAUAAUGCCAACUCCAAGAUGCGACGACACGCCAACGUUAGGCGGUGCAUCGAGACCUUCGGCCGUCAUAACACGGACAAGACACUGAAGCCGAGGCCCGCUUCGAUCGACACCAACCCAUAUCCCAUGCCUGAGCGCUGUGGGCCCGAUACGGGCAGUUCCGAGGUCCAAAUCGCUAUCCUGACAGUAAAGGCCAGGAAGCUGGCGCAGGAGCUGGGCCAGAACCGAGGCUACAAGGACAAGCACAACAAGAGGAACCUCCGCGUCCUCCUGCACAAGAGGCAGCGGCUGUUGAGGUAUAUGGAGAGGAAGGAAAGGGGUAGCGAGAGGUGGACUCAUAUGCUGGAGACAUUGGGUUUGACCCCUGCGACCUGGAAGAAGCAAAUAUCGUUGUAAGAUUGGAAAGAGCCUGUUUUAACUUGUAGACUCCACAUUAUUCAAUAUGUACAAUACGCCUUCAUGCUGCUGCUGCUGCUGCUGCUGCUGCUGAGCAGACACAAUGGCCCCAUCUCACAAGUUCAUUAACAACCCGAGCUGCUAGUCCGUCUUCUUUGC
Messenger RNA from Sodiomyces alkalinus F11, 1210 nucleotides. RefSeq lists its product as hypothetical. The record is from RefSeq and is a predicted model, not a curated record. Gene Ontology annotation, biological process: translation. Gene Ontology annotation, cellular component: ribosome. The coding region runs from base 95 to 1051 and encodes 318 amino acids. Lineage: Eukaryota; Fungi; Ascomycota; Sordariomycetes; Glomerellales; Plectosphaerellaceae. Gene Ontology annotation, molecular function: structural constituent of ribosome. The transcript is spliced from 2 exons.